Molecule: messenger RNA, 1149 nt
Organism: Nakaseomyces glabratus
Lineage: Eukaryota; Fungi; Ascomycota; Saccharomycetes; Saccharomycetales; Saccharomycetaceae
Gene: CNE1
Product: calnexin
Biological process (GO): protein folding
Cellular component (GO): endoplasmic reticulum; endoplasmic reticulum membrane
Molecular function (GO): calcium ion binding
Source: RefSeq, a predicted model, not a curated record
AUGAAAUCAAUUGGCUUAUUGGGCCUAUUCUUUACAGCAGCACAUGUCCAUGGACGUCACCUACCUAUCAACAGUACAAAUAUAUCUGGCUUUUGGGAGGACUUUGAGACUUAUAAGACUAAUGAGGAUCUGAAGGAAGUAUGGCAUUCUUCAGAAGCAGUUGAUGAGCAUGGUAGAAAAUUAUUUCCUGCCUCUUGGAAGCUCUUUCAUAAUCCGGACUAUGUGGAAUCAAAUCGGAAAGGGUUGCUUGUUAAGUCACCUGGGAAGUAUGCUAUGAUUGGUAGAAAUAUCGAAAAACCUGUAAACUUAUCAGACUCUGAACUGUUGGUGAUACAAUAUGAGGUUAAGAGUACGAAAGAUCCACAUUGUGAGGGUGCCUUCAUCAAGUUAUUUCAUAAUAUGUAUCUGGAAAGCCUUACUAACUAUGAUAGAAAAGCUGGAGUCAAAUAUGAUCUUUUAUUUGGUCCUGAUUUCUGUCUACCAGAUACAAACAUGGUCCGGUUCGAAUGGAGGAAUAGGAAGGACAAAGAAGAGAAAAAACUAAUUUUUAGCCCCAAGAGUAAAUUGAAUGAUGGUCAGCACAAGAAUCAUCUAUAUACAAUGAUAUUGGAUCUAGGUAAUAAAAUACUAGAAAUACGAAUUGAUGGGAAAGUUGUAUUAGCUACAUCGCUUAAUGACAGUCAACAUUUUAAGGAUACCAAAUACAUGUCUACAACUGAUACUCAUGAGGAUUCAUCAGAGUUUAAUUUUUCAAUUGAUGGUCUUACGUUUGAUAUCUGGGGCACAUUAUCCGGUAUUGUGUUCAAAAAUGUAUAUAUCGGGAACAGUAUUGAAGAAGCAGAAAUUAUAGGCAAUAAUACAUACCUUCCCAAUGCUUUAAAAGAAAAUGAUCUCAUCUUAAAAAAGUUGAAGGUCAAGAAUGAUGGAAAGGUUCCAAAUGCAAAAUCCCCUUAUGAUGACAAUAUAUAUUCGCAGAAUUUGUUUGAUAUUUUGUUUGAUAAAUUGGUAGGUUUAUUGGAAGGGCUAUCGAUAAAGCAUAUGAUAACUGUGCUCUUAGUACUAAUUCCAUAUAUGCUUUAUUAUCUGGCCAGAAAUCAUGAAAUGAAAAAAAGAAUUCGGACGGAAGAUAUUGUAGAAAUAAAUAAAUAA